This is a messenger RNA of Rhinolophus ferrumequinum (greater horseshoe bat), 1223 nucleotides long. Its product is annotated as developmental pluripotency-associated protein 4-like. Gene Ontology annotation, molecular function: chromatin binding. The record is from RefSeq and is a predicted model, not a curated record. Gene Ontology annotation, cellular component: nucleus. Lineage: Eukaryota; Metazoa; Chordata; Mammalia; Chiroptera; Rhinolophidae. The transcript has a single exon. Gene Ontology annotation, biological process: system development. Bases 1 to 885 code for a protein of 294 amino acids.
AUGGAGAAUGCAAAAGGCAACAAACAGAACUCCUCAAAGAAGUCAAAGGAGAAAAAAAAGACUUGCAAAUUCCAACCUCUCUCAGUAGAAGCUGAAGAGAAACAGCAGGCGGUUGGUGAACCAAGUACAAAAAGAAACUCAGGGAAGGGAACCAAACGAGAAAGGUCCAUGAAAGAGGAUGAAGCUUCCUAUCCACAAAACAUGGCACAAGACAAUAAAAAAAUAAGACUUCGGAAGAAGAUACCAGUUCCUCCGUUGCCCUCUAAACUGCCACCCAUAAACCUGGUUCACCGAGACAUCGUGAGGGCGUGGUGCCAGCAAUUAAAUCUGGGCACCAAAGGCUUGAAUUUGGAAGCAUAUAGGCGACUCUGCGAACAUGCUUACCCUCAUCAAAAGGUUAUUCCCGUCACAUCAGCAGAGGCCAAGAUAUUGACCACAACACAAAGAAAAUUAAAGAUGGAAAAGUGGGAAAUGACUCUGGAAAAUUCUGAUCCUUCUAAAGUGACUGCUCCCCCUGAGGAAGGGAUGCCUGCUCUUGAAGGACUGGACAAGGUUGUCAUGACAACUUCCCCCCCAGAUGCUGUGUUUGCUUCCUGGACCAGAAUUGCAGCCAGAGCUGGGAAGAUGGAGGCAGAGGAAUCACCACAAGAGGCUUCUAGUGUCAGGUGGUGUGUGGUCCAUGGGCGAAGUCUUCCUGCACAUAAAGAGGGUUGGGUCCAGCUACAGUUUUAUGCUGGGCAAACCUGGGUUCCUGAAAAACACGGGAGAGUGUGUGCACUCUUCUUGCUACCUGCUAGCAAAUUUCCACCCCCGUUCCUGGAGGACAAUAUGUUGUGCCCGAAAUGUGUUCAGAGGAAUAAGGUAUUGAUGAAAAGCCUUCAAUGAGACUACAAUGCCAGGAUAAAGGAUGCAGCUAUGAUUCUAAUGAACCAUAGAAAAGAGACUGCUAUCAACUCCAUGAUGCCACUGACCACUGAACUCCAGGCUGCUCCACACCCUCCAUGCUUUCUGCUUAGAAGAGGACACACAGGCUGGUGGGUGCAGAUGUUACCCUCAGACUCCCGACAGUGCCUGCUGCUUCGUCUGUCGGGAUACAGAGUCUUAAGUUUUUAAGGUGGAGAAGUAUUUCACAAAUUAUCAUUCAUUGUGAUUAAUAAUAAGAAAAAGUCAAUACUAUCAAAUGAUUAUCCUUCUGAAAUAGAAGUGACCUCAGCAGCUCUUUA